AUGGCUGCGAAGUACAGCAGCAGAGUCCUGUUUGGCUGCGCACUAACCUUGUCCGUGAGCUCGCGCCCGCUGAAGUGCCCCUGCCCUCCGCACCGUCUCGACCUGGCGGGCAGAAUGUUUUCAAACUAUCAAAAACCAACAUACCGCAACCAGCUUGUUCGAACGGAAAUGAAGCGAAAUUACAGUCUAGGACGACGCUUUGGCGCUCGCCGUACAGUCCAUCUUGCCCAGGCCGUCUCGGAUCAUAGCAUUAUCCAGCUGAAAGGAGACUUCCAAAUGAUCUGUCAGCUCGAGAGUGUCCGCCGUCCUUCCGCCCUCCAGGCUAGAAAAGCUGCCCUGCCGCUGCCCACGUUCAACAUGUCGGGCACUUCCAAGGACGAAUCCAUCCCACCCUUCCAGGUUAUUUGA
This is a messenger RNA of Microdochium trichocladiopsis, 408 nucleotides long. RefSeq lists its product as uncharacterized. The record is from RefSeq and is a predicted model, not a curated record. NCBI's taxonomy places the organism in Eukaryota, Fungi, Ascomycota, Sordariomycetes, Xylariales, Microdochiaceae. The transcript has 3 exons. Bases 1 to 408 code for a protein of 135 amino acids.